AUCUAAAAGUAAGCAAUUGCAUCAAAAUGCCCUUGUAAUUGAGAAAAUUUAAUUAAAAUAUAGCUUUAAAAUAGUUUUCAUUUCUAGUACAAUUAAGACCAAGACCCUCCGAUCCCUAGAACAGUCUGUACCUUCAUGGCCGAGAACGGGGACGCAGCUCUGGAGACGGCGUUGCCGGCGCCGGUGAACGACGAUGAGGCCUUGAUCGGACCCGGCCCAGCCCCACGCCCCCGUGCAAAGCGUCCUCUCCAGUUCGAACAGGCUUUCCUCGACGCCCUCCCAUCUGCCCAAAUGUAUGAGAAGAGUUACAUGCAUCGGGAUGUCGUGACUCAUGUCGCUGUAUCGGCGGCUGAAUUCUUCAUAACUGGAAGCGCUGAUGGUCAUUUGAAGUUUUGGAAGAAGAAGCCUCUCGGAAUUGAGUUUGCUAAGCAUUUUCGAUCUCAUCUUGGUCCCAUUGAAGGCUUAGCUGUAAGUUCUGAUGGAUUGCUUUGCUGCACAAUUUCAAAUGAUCAAUCUGUGAAGAUAUAUGAUGUUGUCAACUAUGAUAUGAUGGUCAUGAUGAGGCUACCGUUUGUUCCCGGCGCAAUCGAAUGGGUCUACAAACAAGGCGAUGUUAAAGUCAAGCUGGCAAUUAGUGAGCGGAAUUCCUCCUUUGUUCACAUAUACGAUGCUCAUGCUGGCGGAAAUGAACCUAUUAUAUCAAGAGAGAUCUGUAUGGGGCCUCUAGAAAUGAUGAAGUACAAUCCGGUGUAUGAUACUGUGAUAUCAGCAGAUGCCAAAGGUGUCCUUGAAUACUGGUGCCCUACUACACUUCAGUUUCCUGAAAGCGGUGUGAGUUUCAAGUUGAAAACUGAUACAAAUUUGUUUGACAUUGCGAAAUGCAAGACAACUGUUUCUUCAAUUGAGGUGAGCCCCGAUGGCAAUCAGUUUGCUAUAACAUCUCCUGAUAGAAGGAUUCGUGUGUUUUGGUUCAAGACGGGCAAAUUAAGGCGUGUAUAUGAUGAAUCUCUUGAGGUGGCCCAAGAUUUACAAAGAAGUGAUGCUCCUCUGUAUCGUCUUGAAGCCAUUGAUUUUGGGCGGAGAAUGGCUAUUGAGAGAGAAAUAGAAAAAACAGAAAGUGCUCCACAACCCAAUGCCGUUUUUGAUGACAGUUGUAACUUCCUUAUUUAUGCAACCCUCUUGGGAAUUAAAAUUGUAAAUUUGCAUACCAACAAAGUUGCCCGGAUUCUAGGGAAAGUGGAAAACAGUGAUAGGUUUUUGAAAAUUGCUUUAUACCAAGGUGACAGGAGCAGUAAGAAGGUUAGGAAAAUCCCCUCAGCAGCAGCAAAUGUCAAUGAGAGCAAAGAACCUUUUUCAGAUCCUACUCUUCUUUGUUGUGCUUUCAAGAAGCAUCGAAUAUAUUUAUUCAGCCGGAGAGAACCCGAGGAACCUGAAGAUGCAAGUAAGGGAAGGGAUGUUUUCAAUGAGAAACCACCUCCAGAAGAGCUUUUGGCAGUAUCUGAUAUUGGAAAAGCUGUCACCACAUCUCUUCCUGACAGUGUGGUUCUUCACACAUCCCUUGGUGAUAUUCACAUGCGGUUAUAUCCCGAAGAGUGCCCAAAAACUGUGGAGAACUUCACAACUCAUUGCAGAAAUGGUUAUUAUGAUAACCUUAUCUUCCAUCGGGUGAUCAAAGGAUUCAUGAUCCAAACUGGGGAUCCUUUGGGAGAUGGCACCGGUGGGCAGUCUAUAUGGGGCAGGGAAUUUGAAGACGAAUUUCACAAAAGUUUGAGGCACGACAGGCCUUUCACUCUGUCAAUGGCGAAUGCUGGGCCGGCUACCAAUGGCUCUCAAUUCUUUAUUACAACAGUGGCAACACCAUGGCUGGAUAAUAAACACACUGUAUUUGGCAGGGUCGUCAAGGGAAUGGAUGUAGUUCAGGCAAUAGAGAAGGUGAAGACGGACAAGAAUGACAAGCCUUAUCAAGAUGUUAAAAUCUUAAAUGUGACUGUUCCCAAGGUCUAGGAUUUGAAUUAUACAUUGAUUGAAGAAUAUGUGCAAGCAAAUCAACCAUGAGGCAUAUACUGAUACUAUUAAAUGACAAUUUUAACAUAUGAGAGAUUAGGGAGUGUGUAUCAAGUAAAGAAGUUCUGUGGCAUUACAUGCCUGUUCAGUAAGGUGCAAAUGAGUUUUUUUUUUCCCUGUGCCCACUGUAGAAGCUGCUUCUGUGAAGCUGUUGUUAAAUGUAUGACACUUGAAUUCAUUAACUUUGGAUACAGGCUGUUUAUACUGGCCAUUUUUACAGAUAGGCUCAAAUUAGAAGCCAAA
Molecule: messenger RNA, 2307 nt
Organism: Dioscorea cayenensis subsp. rotundata (Guinea yam)
Lineage: Eukaryota; Viridiplantae; Streptophyta; Magnoliopsida; Dioscoreales; Dioscoreaceae
Product: peptidyl-prolyl cis-trans isomerase CYP71
Exons: 13
Coding region: 136-2004 (622 amino acids)
Biological process (GO): protein peptidyl-prolyl isomerization; protein folding
Molecular function (GO): protein binding; peptidyl-prolyl cis-trans isomerase activity
Source: RefSeq, a predicted model, not a curated record